This is a messenger RNA of Helicoverpa zea (corn earworm), 6794 nucleotides long. RefSeq names its product vesicle-associated membrane protein-associated protein B (gene Vap33). Lineage: Eukaryota; Metazoa; Arthropoda; Insecta; Lepidoptera; Noctuidae. The transcript has 8 exons. The coding region runs from base 110 to 940 and encodes 276 amino acids. Gene Ontology annotation, cellular component: endoplasmic reticulum membrane; plasma membrane. Gene Ontology annotation, biological process: endoplasmic reticulum membrane organization. The record is from RefSeq and is a predicted model, not a curated record. Gene Ontology annotation, molecular function: FFAT motif binding.
UCGAAUUCGUCAUUCAUCGUUCGUUCGCUUUGGCCGACAUCGCGGAGCGGUCAUUUUUUCGUGAUCUGCAAUUUUUGCCAACGAGAUACUAAGCUUAUAAUAAUACAAAAUGCCUAACCAGGUGUUAACUAUAGAGCCCCAAAAUGAACUUAAAUUUAAAGUUGAUUAUUCAGGACUGUUCGAGCAAGGGUGCACUACUUACAUGCGAUUGACUAACCCUUCAAAUGAUACAGUACUAUUCAAGAUAAAAACUACCGCCCCAAAGAAGUAUUGUGUACGCCCUAAUUCUGGAGUGCUUGAGCCAAACUCUAAAGUGGAAAUAGCUAUUACUCCCCAGCCUGUGUAUGUUGAUGCUAAUGAGAAACAUAAACAUAAGUUCAUGGUGCAGAGCGUGGUUGCUCCAGAGGGCAAGACCAACAUUGAUCAAGUGUGGAAGGAGAUCAGUCCAGAACAACUUAUGGAUUACAAGUUGAAGUGCGUGUUUGAAUCUCCACGCGGCCUUAAUGACGCCGGUGACAACGUCGCCCAAAACGAAGUGACCAAGAAACGCGUCGCAGUUGCUGACGAAGCGAAAUCUUCAACAAAGGAUGCCGUAGAAGGUCUAAUCCAGAACGAAGCAAAGCGGAGGGAUGAUGAUCACACUACAGGCGUGAAAACGACUUUGGCUUUCCCUAAGUCUGAGAAUGCGGAAACUGACUUGCAAAAGGCGACUUUAGAAGUUAUUGUUUUGAGGGAGGAAGAAAGCAAAUUAAGACAUGAAAAUCUGCAAUUAAAAGAAGAGCUGAUGCGCCUGCGCCAGUCGGCGGGCGGCGAGGGACGCGUGGCGCGCGCGCACUCGUACGGGCCGGAGAAGAGCGCGCAGGUGGCGCUCAUGCCCUGGGUGCUGACCGCCGUGGGCAUGGCGCUGCUCGGCAUCAUCAUCGGCAAGUUCCUCAUGUGAAUGGCCAACUAAGCCCCGCGGUCACCUUGACAUCGCCUCACAGAUACCGCUGUUACACCGCUCCCGAUGCAUCCCUCUCGCACAAGGCAGCUUACAUUUCUUUAUAGCGAACCUCCAAAGCUUCCGUCACUUGUGUUCCUUGAAGAAUUUAAUGUUUAACUUGAUCAGUCAUCCUCUCAUGUUACUAACAUAAAUGAUUUAACUUAGAUUUUUUAUAAACAGGAAUUUCAUUAAAAUCCUCUGAAUUCAACAAAGGCUAUCUAUUUGAUUAUACUUGAUAUUGAUAUAACGUUAAAGAAAUUCCUAUUUCCAUUUUAAAUAGUUGACAUGUUUGUUAAACUGUUAUUACUUAUUAAAUUGCUUUACCUUAUUCCAAGGCAACCAAUGUUUUCCUGUUAGUUUUUCUAUUAUUUGAUAAAUAUCCAGUAAUUUUAAAGCCAACCCGUUUUUUGACGAAAACAAGAACAUCACAACAACUUUGUAUAUAUUCACUGUUAAAAUUAUAUAAGGAUUUUCUUAACAUUACCUCUUUGAAAUACUCUCUAGUAUUUAUGCCAAGCCAUUCUUCCGAAGCUAAUCAUACCGGCCCUUAAGAUUUAUUUACAUUUAUCCAAAGCCAAUCAUUGCCCUGUCUUUCAAUAGUAAUUUGAGUGUGAGAUAGAUGCCUCAGGUGGCUUGUAGAACGACUCACUGAGCGGAGUUGCUCGACACGACAUCGUGUCGGCACCCGUCGCUCGAUUUACCUGCAGUUGUACAAUCCACCCCUAGAAUUGUUUAUAGGAACCAAACGUCUGAUUGUUCAUUUAUGCUCAUUGCUCCUCUAACCGUUGUAACUAUUGUCCGCGACAGGUUGACAUGGCAAGUUUCUAGUGAUGUGCCAUCAUAUAUUUGAUUAAAGCGUAUUAAUAAACGUUUAUUAAAGUCAGCUGUAAAGGCCUCAUCCUGCUUAUAAACAAAGUGAUCCUAUAAGGGUUCCGUUUUUUCCUUUUGAGGUACGGAACCCUAAAAACGUGAGGUGUGAAAGUAAUUUCUCUAAAUAGCAAAGAACCUAUCACAAUCAAUAUUAAACUAUCUCAUACUAUUGCUUCCACGAGGUCAACGCGAACUCGUCAAGCCCUAAGAUGCACAUUAACCUGACGCGGACCACACGAAGUUUUCGAUUGUUAUUAACUCGCAUAAUAAUAUUAAAGAAACUUACAAUAGAACUUAGCAAUUUACAUGUUAUUUCAUUAUAAGCAGCACUACUUAUAUGCGUUUCUGUUUAACAUAACGCUGGGACUGUUCUAUCUUGUCUUUGUCGCUUGACUGCAGCAUAAGUAUACCUGACUUGUAUCUGUUGUCACCAAUUGUGGAUUGGGGCAUUUUAUUCGGAUCGACUCGUUCACGCGUCUGUUCGCCCCAAUAUACAACGUGUUACAAAAAUAUAUAAAUAGUAAAUUAUCAUAGCCAAAAACAUCGCACAUUUAUCUCAUUUUAGUAAUACAUACAAUUCGAAACAUAUUAAACUAUUUCUGUAAAGUUGCCUUUUUAACAUAAAUUUGUUUGAUUUGAUUCAAUGAAAAAUUUAAUCUUUUUUUAUUACGUGGGGAAUCAAAAUCGAUAUCACGAUUUAAAAAUAAUGUUAAUUGACUCUUUAUAAGGGGGCCAUUCAACCGCCUUUCGGUUUCACGGGCACUUUUGUAACACCUUGUAUAUACAGUCAGAUAUAUAAACAUAUAUAUAUAGGCAUAUCUACCUUGUAUUCGAUAUUGAUAUUAGAUAUAUGACUAUAUAUAAUCGUGAACUACAGCACGGUGCUGUCAGUUUGUACAUUAUAGUUACGCAUUUUUAUUAACAGUGGUAUGAUGUCAGGGCAGUAGAUUGGUCAAUAGAAUUAUUAUAAUAUAUAUAUAUAUUAUAGAUAUUUUAUUUUGCGUAGUUUAUUUACUUAUAAUAAAGUUGUAGCUAUUUUUCUUGAUAAAGCUGGAAAGAUCUUAUGCAUAUUAAACGUGAUGUAAAUGUAGUAUAGCAUGCGAUCUUUUACAUUACAAUGUCGACAUAAUUAAUUUUUGCCAUUAAGAAAUGAGAGUAAUUACUUUGGCAAGGUACCAAUAAUUUAUCAAGAAAACUGAGUUACUUUAUGCGGCUUGCCAAAUGUGCUUGUCGGCAUUUAUACUAAAUUGAUUAUAAAAUUAGUGUAAUCUUGUACACGUUCUGUGACAAAGCAACAAUUUACAGCUUUUGAAUAAAAUACAAGGUAAUGAUGGAUACAGUUGACGAAGUUGUAUUCAAUGUCAGGCACCAGUCCCGAAGAAGCAGUGUGCUUUGUGUCAUCACUUACACUCAUAAUAUUGUGUGAUCAGAGAAACUUGAUUGCCACUGCUUUGUGAAGCCGUAGAGUGGGCACGUGUGUUAUGUGAGGUGCGUGAAGUGCCAUCAGUGGUCCCCAGUGGGCCGGUGUCAGCUACACCCUUCAUUGCCUUAAGUACACAUAGAUUUAUAAUGUAGUCAAGGUUUUUACAGUAUUCAGAAAUGUUUUAAGAGUUUUGGAACUGUAGUUUGGUGCCUCAAAAACAUGGCGUAUUAGACUAAAUUGGAGAGAUUGUUAAGCCACCAUUGUUACACAUAAUGUAUUUGUAAAAUUAUGUACCAUUAUAACUUUAUUAAAAAGACCUUGAGGUACAAACUACAUAGAUAACGAGUAAUUUUGGAAAAGGUUUUAAAUAUUUCUUUGAUUUAGUGAAAUACUCAUGCAUUAUUGUCGAAAAUUAAAUUACUAUGAAAAUAGUUGAGGUUAGGUAUACCUAGCCUCAAAAAUAAAAAAAUGUAACUACGGUAUUUUAUUUUAUAGUCAGCCGUAAAUGUGCAGGCAAUAACUUAAUACAACAAAAAACAUUGUUAUCAGUUACUACGUUUUAGGAUAAUCCUUAAUUUCUGUUUUUCUAUGUAUAUUUCAUCGUGCAUAAAUAAAUAUCAUUUUAAACUAAACAGAUUUAUCGUUAAUAUAAUUAUUGGCUUAUAGCAAAACAAUCUGUGUGUGAAUAAACUUACGUCAAAUAUACAUUACGUUGUGCAAAAUAUAAAUGUUAGUACUACGUAUUGUUAAUAUUAUUUAUAAAUAAUGAAUGUAAGCAUAUGUGACUAUUCGUGAGGACACACUAAACGUUAUCUUCUUAUUCCGGAGCCCUGAGCUUAAACAUACGGCCAUUUACUUGAAGUAGCGCAAAUUACGGCACUGUACACACUGAAACCACACUGUAUAGCGCAGCACGCACGUCACCUGUAAUCUGCGCUGCACGCAUUCGACGACUAGUGCAUGACGAUGUUCUAGCUAGACGCAUGCUCGAAUUUACGGCUGCAGCGGCAGCUUUCAUCAUCAAAGCGUAGCGUUGGUUUCAGUGUGCUAUUCGCCUCAAAUACAUUAUAGGUACCGUACCUACAUCACAAUAUUAAGUCAUUAUGUUUGGUACGUAGUUGUCGUCAGACAUACAAUAUCCAGCAUUGAAUACUUAGGAAUUAAUGUAAUAUAUGACGUGUUAAGUGGAAAACAUAGCGUAAUAAAUCAUACUUAACUUGUAUUUUGGUGUAAAAGUGGAUGAAAUUGUCUUGUCAUUAUUUUCAACUUUCUACUGUGGCUUUUGAAAUGAUCAUAUUAUGAGCCCGUAGUCUCAAUUAAUUCAUUUGUACAAAUUCUUAAAAAUAGAUAUUUAUAUACUUCCAUCAUUGAACCUUGGUAAACAUGUGAGAAGUUACAGUGUCAAGCAUCCCCGCGAAAGUUGCCAUUUGGGUUUUAUUUGUGACUUACAAGAGCAUAUUGGCUGGUUCCGAUCUGUAAGCAAUAUUCACAUGACGAUGUUAUUUUAUAAAUACAUUCUGGUUAAACUUUGACAUCAAAAAUUUGUUAACAACGAAUUUUAAGUUUAUUUAUUUUAAGUGCACAGCGGGAGUGACAAACAGUGAGGAUACUCGCUUUUAUCAAACGAUUUGUUAAAAAUACGGCCUGGUCUGGCCUUAGCUGAGCUUUACACUGUUUAUCGUAGUUAUCAUAUGCGACAAUCUUUUAGAAAUGGACUAGGUAUGCAACUCCUUUAUUUAUUACGAAUAUGAACGAUAUUGAAAUAACUUGUUUUGUUAUAUAUUACGAUUGAUGUAGUAUUCAUAUUAAAGCUCAGCUAGUGUCGAACUGAGAUACGAGGUGCGAAGUGAGGAUUGUAUGAGUGAAAAAAUUGGUAGUACAACCGUGGCUCAGUUUGAACCUCACGGCUACUAUUCCAUAAUAAAAUAGGCGUCAUCAUGUCAUGUUUCAUAGCACAUUUAAUCGUAGUUUUGUGUCAAUAUAUUUAGAAGAAUUUCACUCUUGUUUAUGGCAUUUUUACUUUUCAUUUGUGGUGGUUUUUUUAAAUAAUUAAUGCCUAUAAACAGAAUGUUCCAGUGUAUUUUGUGUAUCUCUACAUCAUCUAGGUAAGAUCGGACUUAACAUGUACUGUACAGACAAAUAAGAACUUGACCAUUAUUAUGUAUUGCAUGUAAUUGCCUAAAACUUUAUACUGAAUGUGUUACCAAAGACAGCCCUCAGUCAAAGGCUGUCCAAACCACUGGCCUCGGACCGCGUUCGGUCACCUCUGUGCGGUCCGCUGAGUAUUUUUAAAUAAAAUUUUAAUUUCUAAAGAUCUACCGUCUUACUACAAAAACUUUUAAACGUCAGUUUAAGACUUGUCUAAAAAAAUGUCAGAUUAUGACGUUGAAUAUGGUUCAUUUUGCAGCCACAAUUUUUUUAGACAAGUGUAAAACAGAUGUUUAAGUUUUUGUAGUAAGGCCAAUAAUGUUUAAAAAAAACUUUUUUUAAAGGAAAGUGAAAUAACGAGCAUAAAAUUAAUGUGCCCAGAUCUUUUGGGGCGAAUAAAUUUACUUCAGCGUCGGAUCUCUUAGUUUCUAAGCCAACAGAAGAUAUUAAUCUCAACAACAUCGUACAUAUUGAGAUACUAUACAUUUUUUAACUGGUAAACAAACUUUAAAAAAAUAACUUGUAUUUAUUUAUCUACAUUAAAAAGCUGUAAAAUAUAUUAUAUAGAAGCAAAAUUGCUGAAAAAAAUAAUUGUUUUUUUUUUUUGUAUUUUAACUGUUCUUCUACAGCCCUCCUACCUGGCCCUCAAACUAACAAAAAAUCUCAUUGUUUUAAGUAAUUAAACCUUAUUAUAGACUGGGGUAUCUUGUAUUUUCUAAGGGUUCAUUAGCUGAGCCGUAGGCAUAGGACGUCCAAUGCUUAUGAUAGGCUUCCCGCAUGAAUGAAGAAAUAAGAUUAUUUAUUUGCUUAAAGGAUGAAAGUAAAUUUAUUAUGCACAAAUAAAAAAACAUAUUGUAACUAAUUUGUGCGGCCCUCUAACUUAUUUAGCGGCUUGUAUUUUCCCGCGAUCACAUCUGGUUUGGACAGCCCUGACUUAACAGACUCGCAUUAUGUAAAUGCUAGACCUACUUAUAACAAGAAACACAGUACCUACCUACUUGGGCGCAUUUAAUUUCGUUAGGCAUUUUUUCAACUCAAAAUGUGUUAUAUUUUGUAUCAUAGAAACAUGUUAACAUGCAUUUUUUGGUAUUGACGAUAGAUAGACUAUGCAACAUAGCGGUAGUGUGUUCUGUGAAAUAGCCUAUUGAAAUUUUUGCAUCCAUGUGUCAUAAACCUGCAGAUCUUCAUGUUAUUUUUAGGAGAUGAUGUAUUGGUAUAAGGACAUUUAAUUAUCAAUGCGUAGGGUUAUUUUUAAAUUAACAAUAGAAAACUUUGAAUUAAUUAAAAUUUCCGUAUGGUAUUGUUGUUAUAUUGUACUAUUAUGCUAUAUUGUAUCGUUUUAUCUGAAAUAAAAGACUUAAUUUAUGACUA